AGACAUGACAUGAAUACCCUGAGUUUACCGCUUAACAUUCGCCGUGGAGGCUCUGACACCAACCUGAACUUUGAUGUACCAGAUGGGGUCCUAGAGUUUCACAAAGUCAAACUCAGUGCAGAUAGCUUGAAGCAGAAGAUCCUCAAGGUUACAGAACAAAUCAAAGUUGAACAAACAGCUAGAGAUGGAAAUGUGGCUGAGUAUUUGAAACUGGUAAACAGUGCAGACAAGCAACAGGCUGGGCGCAUUAAACAAGUCUUUGAAAAGAAGAACCAGAAAUCUGCCCACUCCAUUGCCCAGCUGCAGAAGAAAUUGGAACAGUAUCACAGAAAGCUCAAGGAUAUUGAACAAAAUGGAUCUUCCAAAGCUACAAAGGAUGCUUCUAAAGAUAAUUUGAAAGAUAUGCAGCAUGGAAAGCCUCGUACCUCUGGGCAUGGAACAGAGAGCAGCAAGUCGGGUGUGCCAGGUGUAUCUUUGACACCACCUGUCUUUGUUUUCAGCAAGUCUAGAGAGUUUGCAAACCUAAUCCGAAACAAAUUUGGUAGUGCAGACAACAUUGCUCAUCUUAAAAAUACCUUGGAUGAAUUUCGUCCAGAGACAAGCUCUAGAACGUAUGGGGGCAGUGCCACUAUUGUCGCAAAACCGAAAUACGUUAGUGAUGAUGAAUGCUCAAGUGGGACCUCUGGCUCAGCAGAUAGUAAUGGGAAUAAUUCCUUUGGUCCUGCUGUGGCAAGUACCCUGGACAGCCAAGGAAAGCUUUCCAUGAUUUUGGAGGAACUAAGGGAGAUCAAGGAGACACAGUCGCAAUUAGCUGAUGAUAUUGAGAAUUUAAAAACACAAUUUAAAAGAGACUAUGGCUUUAUUUCUCAGAUGUUGCAAGAGGAAAGAUAUAGAUACGAAAGAUUGGAAGACCAGUUAAACGACCUCACUGAUCUUCAUCAACAUGAGACAGCAAACUUGAAACAGGAGCUAGCCAGCAUAGAGGAGAAAGUGGCGUAUCAGGCAUACGAGCGAUCACGAGAUGUUCAGGAAGCCUUGGAAUCCUGCCAGACCCGGGUUUCAAAGCUGGAGCUCCAUCAGCAAGAACAGCAAGCACAGCAGUCCGAAACAGUUAAUGCCAAAGUGCUUCUGGGGAAAUGUAUAAAUGUUAUCCUGGCCUUCAUGACUGUCAUCUUAGUGUGCGUUUCUACUAUUGCAAAGUUCAUUGCUCCGAUGAUGAAGAGCCGGUUUCAUAUCAUCUGCACUUUUUUCGCAGUAACACUGCUGGCAAUAUUUUGUAAAAACUGGGAUCAUAUCAUUUGUGCCAUAGAAAGAAUGAUUAUACCAAGAUGA
Messenger RNA from Leptosomus discolor (cuckoo roller), 1332 nucleotides. Lineage: Eukaryota; Metazoa; Chordata; Aves; Leptosomiformes; Leptosomidae. The record is from RefSeq and is a predicted model, not a curated record.